CAGAUGAUUGGAUGCACAGCGUCAACAAGAUAUUGAAAGCCUUGUGUUUUCCUUUAAUUUCCCUCUUCCCUUCAAUUCAAUUCCUUCAUCCAACUAUUUAACUCCAAUAAUUUCUCCUACUCAGUGCUCCAUCGACUCCUGUUUGCCUUCAACAAUGAUAGCAUACAUAGAGCGGUUUCUUGAUCACGACAACGACCUCGAAUCAUCAUCCUCCGCCGAUGUGCUGCCUCUUCUCACAGGGAUCGAUCUCCUCGGCACCGUGGAAUUCGGUGGCGGAUCCCUCAAAGCUUCCGCUAAAGACUUCGGGGCCGUUCAGUCUUCCAAGCCCUUAGCAGUCAUUAAGCCUUUAACCAGCGACGACGUGGCGAAGGUGAUAAGGGUGGCGUUACUUUCACAGCACCUCACAGUCAACGGCCACUCCGUCAACGGGCAAGCCAUGGCCCACCGGGGGCUCGUCCUCGACAUCAAAACAAUCGAACACAAAAUCGAUGUCGACCCCGCCGCAGCAUACGCUGACGUAAGCGGCGGCGCAUUAUGGGCGGACGUGCUCAAACGGUGCGUGUUGGGCUACGGCCUCGCCCCCCGCUCGUGGACGGAUUAUUUGGAUUUAACUGUGGGCGGCACGCUGUCGAACGGCGGCGUUAGUGGUCAGGCUUUCCUUUAUGGGCCCCAAACGGAGAAUGUAACAGAAUUGGAGGUGGUCACUGGAAAUGGCGACGUACUAGUUUGUUCGAAUAAUCAAAAUUCUGAACUUUUCUUUAGUGUCCUUGGUGGACUCGGGCAGUUCGGAAUUAUUACUCGAGCUAGGGUUUUGCUUCAACCUGCACCAGAUAUGGUAAGGUGGAUAAGGGUGGUUUACAGUGAGUUCAGCGAGUUCACUCGUGAUGCUGAGUUGCUAGUGACUCGGGGAGAUGGCAACUCAUUCGAUUACGUGGAAGGUUUCGUCUUCGUCAACAGCGAUGAUCCAGUCAACGGAUGGCCGUCGGUGCCAUUGAAUCCGGAUCAACCAUUUGAUCCGACCCGUAUGACCCCUAACGCCGGCCCGGUUCUUUACUGCCUUGAAGUAGCAUUGCAUUACAAAAAUGAGGAUGGACCGUCCGCAAUUGACGAGAGGGUGGAGAGGUUGGUGGGAGGGCUAAAGUUCUUGGAGGGACUGAGGUUGGAGGUAGAUGUGGGGUACAUUGAUUUCCUAGUACGUGUGAAACGAGCUGAGGAAGGAGCCAAGGCAAGCGGUAUAUGGGACGCCCCACACCCAUGGCUCAACCUCUUUGUCUCUCAGAAAAACAUUGCAGAUUUUGAUCGUCUUAUCUUCAAGAGUAUUCUAAAGCACGGGAUUGGUGGACCCAUCUUGAUCUAUCCUCUCCUACGUUCCAAGUGGGACAGUCGCAAAUCCGUUGCUUUGCCAGAAGGGGAUGUAUUUUACUUGGUGGCUUUGCUACGCUUCUCCUUUCCGUACCCAAAAGGGCUAUCAGUUGAGGAAAUGAUGGCACAAAAUCAAGAGAUUGUUCGAACUUGCACCACAAAUGCCUUUGACUUCAAACUCUACCUUCCCCACUACAACUCCAUGGAGGCUUGGAAGCAACACUUUGGAGAUCAAUGGCCAAGAUUCCAGGAAAGGAAGGUCCGUUUUGAUCCAAUGGCCAUCCUCGCUCCGGGACAGAAAAUUUUCCCUAGAAAUUGGCAGCCCUCGUGAUACACAAUUUAGGGUUAUUACAUUUACACUUGUUUUUUCAGUUAAGAUGUCGUUUGUCUUCGCUUUUAAUGUUGGUCAAGAAGGAGCUCUGCAAUGUAAAUGAAUAACUUGUUGGCAAUUUUAUUUUCUCCCAAGUGUAAUUCUCUUAUUUCCGAAGCCCAUAGAUUUUA
Messenger RNA from Sesamum indicum (sesame), 1863 nucleotides. RefSeq names its product cytokinin dehydrogenase 7. Gene Ontology annotation, biological process: cytokinin metabolic process. Lineage: Eukaryota; Viridiplantae; Streptophyta; Magnoliopsida; Lamiales; Pedaliaceae. Gene Ontology annotation, molecular function: FAD binding; cytokinin dehydrogenase activity. The record is from RefSeq and is a predicted model, not a curated record.